AUGUCUGACGAAUAUUUAGGAAGAUUAGUAAGUUGUAGGUAUCAGCAGGCUCCACCAGAGAAGAGUUGCAAUAAACUGCUUAAAAUCGAACGAAAUAAAUUCACGGCGGCCGGUGUUAUCUUUCGCUUGGAUGCAACUGCCGAACAUUACGAUGCUUUUCCGGAGGAUAAAUUUCGCGAAGUUAUUUCAGGUUCACUUGGUGUCGAUCCGGAUGACUUGGUUAUACUUCGUGUGCGUUGUAUGGAUGAUAAUGAACGACUGAACGUUCAAUUUGUUAUCCUUAAAGAUAAAACGAAAAAAAGCGUUAAGAUCGCCAAAUCAAAGAUAAGGAUGAAGAAGCCAUUCAAAGAACCUGUGGAAGAGGAUGCUGAUGAAGAGGAAUUUGUUGAUGAUGAGGAGGAGGAGGAAGAGGAGGAGGAGGAAAAUCGAGAAAAUGACGAUGGAUCAGUGGAGAUUGAGUAUGAUGAAGACGACGCUGAGAGACAGAGUAAGAAGAAGAAGAAAGCUCAACGAAAGCGUAAACACGAAACACCAAGAAUUUACGAUAAAAACGAUGUGAUCAGAGCCAGUGAAGUCGUCUACCGUAUGAAAACCAUCUCUCAUUUUUCACAAUUGGCCGACAUCGACGUGGAGAAAAUUGAAGUUGUUCAUGACAUGAUCGAUAUUGAAGGUGAUCCAAGUAACACACUGCUCGCCGUACAGGCAAUCCUUACAGGGAUUGCGUUUGCAAUGAUGUUAAUUCUGGGCGUUUGGAAGGGUCUUCAGAAACGAGGUUCUGAUGAGCAACAAUACGAAAGCGUAGAGCAAAAGGCUUGA
Messenger RNA from Anisakis simplex (herring worm), 816 nucleotides. NCBI's taxonomy places the organism in Eukaryota, Metazoa, Nematoda, Chromadorea, Rhabditida, Anisakidae. The record is from the annotation of a GenBank genome assembly.